Messenger RNA from Varroa destructor (honeybee mite), 2626 nucleotides. RefSeq lists its product as uncharacterized. The record is from RefSeq and is a predicted model, not a curated record. Lineage: Eukaryota; Metazoa; Arthropoda; Arachnida; Mesostigmata; Varroidae.
CUCUUAUCAAAGCGAAAACAACGCAGCCUUAUUCAAAAUGUCAUUGAGGCAUUUCUCAUUUCCAUCCCAUUCAACAACCGAGGAAUUGGUUGACCUAGCAUCUAGAGAUGCUUCCCAAUCCGAACCGAAAACGACGGAUUUGAUCCGAGAAUCUGUUACUGUUCCAGUAAUUUCAGUGAGUGAAGUGAGCUUCAGCGAACAGGCACCUUCGGCGGGAUGGUCACAACCUGUAGAAAUAUCCCAAGACGACUCGUCUCGCCUGUGCAGGGAUGCCGCAUGUCAAACGGAAUUUGAAUGCCCUAUGUGUAAUCAAGCUCUAAGUCGAACUGAAAUUGCGGUUGAAAGUCGUUCGACACAAACUGCGCCAGAAACUCGUUCUGUGUUUACGCGAUCCUCCAGAUUUCUAUCCGCUCGCCAUGGAUGCUCCGAUCCUGCUCCUCCACCGGAUGACCCAUUUACAUUGGCCAGAGUUUCGUCCAAAGGCGAUUCUACUGCUGUGUUAUCAAGCAGGCGAGUACGCGGUCGUUUCCGCGGCCGGGGACGUGGCCGAGGCCGCGGGGCUGCACCAGCCAAUGCGGUCGUCCAGAACGCGUCGGAGCAAAAUCAACUAAACGGUGGAAGAGGUAGGCAAGACAGGAGGGCUGCUGGAUUUGAUACACUUUUGGCUCUACUUGAGUCGCGUCUCGGGGAGGCGGCUGGAAGGCCACCAGUACAAGAUGGUCAGCCUUCGACAGCGGCGGCAGCAGCAGCGGCGGCGGCGGCGCCACCACCGCCGUCAUCCUCGUCAACGGGAAGGGCGACUACGCUUUCUAACGUGACGAUCCCGCUUGAUCGACAACCAGAGAUGGGCGCUUCGAAUUCUUCAACAGAUGUCGCCGUUCAAGUUGUGGCUUACGAUGGAGAUAGCUCUUCAUCAAGCGACACGCUCUUUGGAGUUUCAGCACCAAAGAACCAAGCACCUGUGUUCAGAACAUCAUCGAGUCGUAUGGCAAAGUUACAGCAAAAUCUGUCCGCCAGAACAAAGACAACAACAACAACAACAACAACAACAAAUACAAGCGCAACUAGUGCAGCCGCACCGUCGACGCCUGCCGAUAUUCGCGGCUCCAGGUUUUCGAGUUUUCCAGCUGCGAGCAAUAUCUACGAGUCUACAAAUUCAAGCCGGGACGCAGUUAGCGGAACCCACGUAAAAACCUCGCCUCCUCCCCAUUACCCGCCGCUCACUGCGCUGGCAACUCCCAACCAACAGAAACGGGACAUCCCUUCAACGGUAGCUUCAUCUCUGCCUAUACCCACAAUAGCUGACUGGAUAACCAACAUUAAUCGGGGGCCCACAAGAAUCAGACGAGUUGGCGUGAGGGGCUUUCUCGACCGACUCCUGGGAAAAGAAAGUGUCGCCACGACUCUACAAAGAGGUCAGGCAGACGUGAAAAAUAGUUCGUUGGCACCAGCAAAUGCUCGAAAUAGCAACAGGUCAGCUUCAUCGGUAGCUCCAAUUGGUAGAGUGAAAAGUCCAGUGCUCGUCGCGGCUGGGGCUAGGACACGGUCCGAUAGCGACUCUACUCGCUAAUUCCAAUCACUCUGUAAGUAAGAGUGAUAGUUUCUUACAAAAUAGGAAAUGCCAUUUUUGGGAAACGCAAUACUUACCUACUUCGUGUUGCGGAAGAAUACGAAAGAUUGAUACGAAAAGCUCUUAGUUUAUGUGACCCUAGACCAUUCAACUAAACACAUAUUCAGGCAUCUAGUUUUAUCUACUUGCAGCGUUAGCAGUAAACUGGUUAGGUAACUGGAUAAGUUAUUCCUUGAGGACUGAAUAAUCAAUCAUUUCUAACGACUCAUCUAAUAAUUAGUUAAUAAAGAAAACUCUUACCGCUAAGGAAUGUUAUAGACUAGAGAUUAUUCAGUUUUCAACGAAAUGGGUCUAGAAAUCUAGGAAAAAGCAUUGGCUACGAAUGUUAACUCGAAACGAGCUUUUCGGCUUUGGGCCGAAGCAGUAUUGUGGAUGGACUGUAAUCCAUAAGACGACUUAAAAAAAAAGACACUGUAAUCUUAGUUUCUUUGCUAGUAUAGUCAAGGAGGAUCCCGCAAAACACACAAAUCUCCAUUAUUAAAGUAUCUGCCGACACCAUCUUCAUAGACAGAUUACUGGGCAGUCGUAACACGAAUGUUUAUUUAUGGCUAAAGUACGUCACACAUGCAGAACUUCGUGCUUCUAUAUAACGAAGAUUUUCCCCCGACGAGAUGAAAGCUCUCGUUUGAUGCACAUAUUUAGGGAUACGUAAUGAAAUAGGAAAUUCAUUCCGCAAUAUUUUCUCGGUUCUAUUACUGCUAUCAAAAUAGGUCGGGUCUAGUUAUGAAACAUUCCCCUGUUACGGCGGUAAAUAAACUCGGUUCUUGAGUAGUUCUUCCCGUGGCUCUCCUUACUCUCCGCUGUGCUCGCCAUAGUGUCUAGUGCCGUGUCAUUCAAAGGGAUUUCGGCUUCAAUCUGACCAUGAUUUCAAUUCUGCGUUUCCUGAAAGCACACUACACACGUGUGAAGCUUUUAUUUAUUUUUUUUUUUUAGGAUUUAUUUUACUAUCAUUGACGGACCCAUUUCUAAAAUUCACUCAAUAGGCUUGAGUAGCAA